This is a messenger RNA of Larimichthys crocea (large yellow croaker), 1374 nucleotides long. It is a transcript of the gene tigara, whose product is annotated as TP53 induced glycolysis regulatory phosphatase a. Gene Ontology annotation, cellular component: cytosol. Gene Ontology annotation, biological process: regulation of pentose-phosphate shunt; negative regulation of glycolytic process. The record is from RefSeq and is a predicted model, not a curated record. Bases 273 to 1082 code for a protein of 269 amino acids. Lineage: Eukaryota; Metazoa; Chordata; Actinopteri; Sciaenidae. Gene Ontology annotation, molecular function: fructose-2,6-bisphosphate 2-phosphatase activity. The transcript is spliced from 6 exons.
CAGAAACAGUUAAUAAAAUAAUAUAUCAUAAUAAAAUAUAUACCGAUGACAGUAUAAAGAAUUCUACACUUGACUUUAGUUCUGCAACAUUUAUUAAUCAUCUGUGAACUGAUCAUCUGAAACUUUCUCAAUCCAAAAUAUUCUAACCACUGUGGCGUGUUCAACAACGUUGUCCGGAGUGGUCCACACAUCUCACUCGGUUAACUUCAGUUCCUCUCCAGACGCGAGUGGACUUCAGCACAGUUGGUUUUUAUUCAAGUGUCGGACAGUCGAUGCGAUAUUUCUCCGUCUUUAACUCCCACAGCAUGAGAGCGUUAACAUUUGGGCUAACCAUUGUCCGACAUGGGGAAACGCAGUACAAUAAAGAAGGCCUUCUACAAGGUCAGGCUAUAGAUUCACACUUGUCUGAGAUCGGGCUGCAGCAGGCCGAGGCUGCAGGCUGUUACCUGAAAGAUGUCAAGUUCAGCAAUGUGUUUUCCAGUGAUAUGCUGCGGGCCAAGCAGACUGCUGAAACAAUAGUGAAACACAACAGUAGUUGUUCCGGUCUACAGAUGGCGUGUGACCCUUUACUUAAAGAGAUAAGCUUUGGGAUAGCAGAGGGGGGACGGAUGAAGGAUGUGAGAGAGAUGGCCAAGGCAGCUGGUCAGUCGUUUCCAGGAUUCACCCCUCCAGGGGGGGAGACUCAGGAGCAGGUGAAGGAGCGGGUCAAAGAGUUUAUGGAGAAAAUGCUCCAGCAAGUUGGAGCUGAACACUGGCAUGACAGAGGGGAGGAUGAAACCUCCAUAUCUGUUUCACCAGAAACGUCUCCUGUGGAGGGAAACGCAGACGACGGGGUCAGGGGCGUCCCUAUCCAUGCCUUGGUUGUCACCCACGGGGCCUACAUGUGCGUGGCAGUGCGCUACUUUGUGGAAGAGUUACAUUGCUCCUUGCCUCUUGGUUCUGACAAAGCACACAUGUUCUCCUUAAGUCCUAACACAGGUCUGUGUCGGUUUAUACUAACCAUGAGAAAAGAGGGCGACAGGUUCAUGUUGUCAGGAAUCCGCUGUGUGUUCAUCCACAGAGGGGACCAUGUUAAACAGUAGGAGUUAGAUGAACGUAGACUGAACACUGAGAGUUUACAAUGUAGGUUAUUUAUAGGUACUGUAUUUAUUUUUAUUGGGUGCUCGUUCAAAAUACAGUUUAUUCAUUUCAUUUAUUUAUUUAAUUUUGAAAUCGGCGGAUGGAGAGUUUUUAUUUGUAGUUCAAUAUAAGCAUGUUUUGAGUAUGGAAUUAUCAAAGAAAUUAGUUUUUUAUUAGCUAAUUAGAAAAUUUUAAAAACGUAUUUAGAUGCUGUUUGUCAUUAAAAACCUUAUAAAAUACUUAAAAUCACCAAAA